Messenger RNA from Arachis duranensis, 957 nucleotides. RefSeq names its product transcription factor MYB53-like. NCBI's taxonomy places the organism in Eukaryota, Viridiplantae, Streptophyta, Magnoliopsida, Fabales, Fabaceae. The transcript is spliced from 2 exons. The record is from RefSeq and is a predicted model, not a curated record. The annotation marks the transcript as partial.
AAAAUGGGGAGAUCACGAAGUGGUUAUGAUGAGAGUGGGUUGAAGAAAGGUCCAUGGACACCGGAAGAGGAUAGAAUAUUGGUGGAUUACAUAAACAAAAACGGCCAUGGAAGUAAUUGGCGAGCGCUUCCUAAGAUUGCAGGUUUAAACAGAUGUGGAAAGAGUUGCAGGCUGAGGUGGACUAACUACCUCAGGCCUGAUAUCAAGAGAGGAAAAUUCUCUCAAGAAGAAGAGAAACUCAUCAUCAACUUACAUCAACUUCUUGGCAAUAAGUGGUCAGCAAUAGCAAGUCAUCUACCAGGAAGAACUGACAAUGAAAUCAAGAAUUUCUGGAACACUAAUCUUAGAAAGAAGCUUCUAAGAAUGGGGUUAGAUCCAGUGACUCAUCGUCCAAGAUUAGAUCAUAAUCAUAAUCAUAAUCAACUUCAACUUCUUUCCAAUCUUCAACACUUGCUUCUUGCUGCAAACAUUCUCAACAAUAACAACAAUAAUAAUGCUCUAUUAAGUACUCUUCUUAUUAACUCUGAUAAUGCCAAACUCCAAAUCCUCCAAAAUAUGCUUCAAAUCCUUGCUACUACUACUACUAAUAAUAAUAAUCUUGCACCAAACUUGGAGCCACUACUCAAUCAUCAACAAUUUGGUCCAUUAACCUCAUCAUCAUCAUCAUCAUCAGUUCCAAAUGGUUUUUAUGAAUCUUUAGGGUUGAAUGAAUCUAUGCUCCAAAACCUUAUUUGCAGUAAUGAUUCUUUCCCUUGUCAAAAUCAGCCCAAUUUCCAAAACUUUGAAGCUCCUCCUCAUGAUGAUAAUGUUAAUAAUAAUAAUGAGAAAGUUGUUGUUGAUGGCACAAAUUCUUCUUCUCCUACAACACCAUUGAAUUGUUAUUCACUUCCAAAUCUGGUUUCAGCCUCAUCACCUCAUCAUGCAUGUUCCAACAAAGUAAAUAAUAAUAAUAAUAAU